Messenger RNA from Phragmites australis (common reed), 3629 nucleotides. RefSeq names its product putative U-box domain-containing protein 42. The coding region runs from base 348 to 3401 and encodes 1017 amino acids. Gene Ontology annotation, biological process: protein ubiquitination. Gene Ontology annotation, molecular function: ubiquitin-protein transferase activity; protein binding. The record is from RefSeq and is a predicted model, not a curated record. The transcript is spliced from 4 exons. NCBI's taxonomy places the organism in Eukaryota, Viridiplantae, Streptophyta, Magnoliopsida, Poales, Poaceae.
CAUGAGCUGUCUGGGAGAAGGGGCUCCUUCCUUUGCCAAUCUCUAAACAGGGUGGCCGAGAGGGCGACCUUGCUUCGACUUGUUGGACUGGGUCGCAGCGCUGCGCGGUCUCCCACCAUUAUCUAUCUCCUCUCCCCAGUCCCCGCCCUUCCUCGGCUGUUUGCGUGCUUUUUUGCUAUCUGUUCUUGGGCGACGAGGAGGCCAUGCCUGGGUGGGAGCUGGAAGAGGAGGGGAGAAUAGUCCCCCACUACUAGCCCCCCCCCCCCCUGUUCACUUCAGGGGAAAGAGGUCGGCAGAAGGAGGAGGGGAAGAAGAAGAAGCUCAGUUUCUUGGGAGGGAGGUCUUGGAUGCAGAGAAGCGAAGCUCAAGCCAGGAAGGCGUCGCUCGCCGAGUCUGUACUAGCAGCAAUCUCCGAGCUCAUGUCUUCAGCAGCAGCCGUAGAAGUUGAGCAAGAGAAAUUCAUGGAUGUGGGCAGCCGGAUUCAUCAUGCGGACCCGGUCACAAUGGAUCUGCAGAGAUCGCAGAAUUCCCCGAUCAACACGACGCACAUUAUGGAGUAUCUAGCCGCGAAUGUCGGCCUUGCCAAGGACCUCGUCGCAAGAUGCAGCGCCUUCGCGCAGCAGCUCAUGGACGACGACCUCCUGAGCAUAACUGAAGACUUGAACAAUGUCAUAAAGAAUAUAAGCAAUGAGCUCGGCAGGUUACCGACAUCGUCAUUUGUGAGCAGCACGUUUGCAGAACCAGCAAUCAGUGGACGGGUUCAGGUUGUCAGGAACCAGCAAGAUUUGUAUGACCAGCUUUCCUGCGAUGGCUACUCGGAGGCCGAGUUGUCGAUGGUUGUGGCCAAUGACAGGCCUAGGAGAAGAAAACUGCACGACAGUGACAUGCCGAGGCUGGUGGACUUCUUGCAUGGAAUGUACCAAGAAUCGCAUGAGUCUGGUGGUCAGUCGUUCAGUUCGUUACCUGAAGUCGCAGAAUAUGUCGAACCAUUGUAUGAUUCUUUCUUCUGUCCGCUGACAAACAAGGUCAUGGUUGAUCCAGUGACAACGGAGAGUGGUGUGACUUAUGACAGGAGAGCCAUUGAGGGUUACUUCGAAAAGUUUACGGAUGGCACUGAACCUCUGAUAUGCCCUGUUACAAAGAUGGCAAUGCAGAGCAAGACUCUGAGGAGCAAUGUUCCACUGAAGAGCACAAUUGCAGAAUGGAUUACGAGGAACGAAGCAACACGGGUCAGGAUCGCACGUACUGCACUCUCUAUGGCAACCACGGAGGCAAUGGUGCUUGAGGCCAUACAUGAGCUGAAGGUGCUGGCCAGGCUGAGGAGAAAGAACAGGGAUCAGAUGCACAAGAUUGGCAUCACCAAGUUCCUAGCACGGCUUCUGGACCACAAGGAUGCGCUGAUACGGUGCGACUCCCUGGACCUCCUCUGCCUCUUGGUUGAGGAUAACGCAGGAAAGGAAAUCAUAGCGAAAACCAGAUCUGUUUCAAGGACUAUAAAGUUGCUUUCUAGCAGUAGUCCUGAUGAAAGGCAUGCAGCUAUCUCUUUCUUGGUGGAGCUUUCGAAAUCAGAGUUACUGUUGGAGAACAUUGGAUCUACUGCUGGAAGCAUACUAAUUCUCAUCACAAUGAAGUUCAACGGCUCUGAUGAUCCUGUUGCUGCCGAGAAGGCUGGAGAGGUCCUCAAGAACCUGGAGAAAUGCCCAAAGAAUAUCAAGUACAUGGCUGAAAGUGGCUACUUGGACCCUCUCCAAAGGCAUCUAGUUGAAGGGUCAGAAGAUGUGCAAAUGGAGAUGGUGAGCUACCUCGGCGAGCUGGUCCAGAAGCAGGAUAUGACCAUUAACAUUGCCGGGAGCGCGUCAGAGAUCCUCGUCAAGAUGGUGUGCAGCGGCAACAUGGCGAUCCGCAAGGCGGCGCUCGAUGUCCUCGUUCAGAUCUCCUCCCACCACCCCAACGGCAGGACGCUUGUGGAUGCGGGUGCUGUCCCAGUCAUGGUCGAGGAGCUCUUCAUCCGAAAGAUUGACGAGGAGCCCAUGGGCUCCAAGACGGAGGCCGCAGCCAUCCUCGCCAACAUCGUCGAGUCAGGCCUCGACCCCGAGGCCAUCGUCGUCAACAAGGAAGGCCACGUCAUCACGUCCAAGUACUCAGUGUACAACUUUGCGCACAUGCUCAAGAGCUCCAUGCCAAACAAUCUCAACCUAAGCAUCGUGCGCGUGCUGCUCGCGCUCACGGCGCUCCCCAAGCCGCUCGCUACGGUGGUCUCGGUCAUGAAGGAGCAGGACAGCAGCCAGACCGUUAUCGAGUUCAUGGGCUCGCUGACGGAGGCACUCGGCAUUGCCGCAACGAGGCUGCUCAUUGCGUUGUCCCCGCAGAUGGGGCACACCAUUGCCGAGAAGCUCUGCAAGGCGCCGGGGCAGCCGGGGAAGCUUAUCAAGAGCAUUGGCCAACCUGGGAGGAUCACCGAGCGGCACGCCGUGUCGACGAUACUCCUGGCGAGGCUGCCUUACCAGCACAUUGCUCUCAACCUUGCGUUGCUGAACCGGGGCGCCAUGGCGACCGUGCUGGCGAAGAUAGAGGAGAUGCAGCGCGGUGAUUUGCGGGCAAGUCGCCAUGCGAAGGCGUACAUGGAGGGCCUCGUUGGCGCGCUCGUCCGGCUAACGACAACACUGUAUGACCAGGACGUGCUCCUGGCGGCCAUGGAUCACAGCUUCACGUCGGUGCUCACCGAUCUCCUCGUGCGGUCGGCGGGCAGCGACGAGGUGCAGCGGCUUGCCGCGGUUGGCCUUGAGAACCUCAGCAGCCAGUCGCCCAACCUCUCACAGCAACCAACGGAGGAGCGACUCCCGAAGAGGAAGAACAUCCUCCAGCGCCUGCGCGAUGCGCACUCCAGUCGAGUGUACGACAACCGGAAGCCGCCGGCGCACAACCGGGUCUGCCCAGUACACCGCGGUGUGUGCUCCCCGGCCACAACGUUCUGCCUGGUGGAGGCCGGCGCGGUUGAGGCCCUCCUCGGCGUGCUCGAGAGCAACGAGAACGGGCGCGUGGUGGAGGCCGCGCUCGGGGCGCUGUGCACGCUCAUGGACGACGCGGUCGACGUGACGAGCGGCGUGGCCGUGCUCGCGGAGCACGACGCGGCGCGGCACGUGCUGCGGGCGCUGCGGCAGCACCGCGACGGCGGAGGAGGGGCGGUGGCGCGGAGGUGCUUCUGGGCGGUGGAGAGGUUCCUGGCGCACGGCGGUGAGAGGUGCGUCAGGGUGGUGAAGGGCGACCGGGCGCUGCCGAGCCUGCUGGUGAGCGCCUUCCACAAGGGCGACGCCGCCACCAAGCAGGUCGCGGAGAGCGUGCUCCGUUGCCUGCACCGCAUGCCGGACUACUCCGCCACCUACGAAUCCAUCGAGCUGUAGCCCAACACGUGAUGCAUGCGGCUGCGCAGCUUGUGCAUCUCUUUUUUCUGGGGCUUCUCUUCUUGCCUUUCUUGGUUGUGUGUAACAUGGAUUGGUGCAUGAUAUUGUUUGGUACUUUGGUGUAGCUAAAGGAAAAUAGAAAAGGAAAAACUGAAGAUGCAAUGCUAUGUAAGUAUAACGAAAGGUUAUUUUUUGAACGAAAUAUAACAAAAGGUUACAGCAGGGGAA